UUAUAUCGCCAUGAUGGGGUUGAUAAAACAUGCUGCCUUGUAUAUAUGGGAUAAGUCGACAAUCUACCUUACGAAUUCAUCCUUUUAGUACAGCAGUCUGCCCAUGAUUCAGUUGAAAAUGAAAAUGAUGCAUUCCAAGAAGCCACAACAACCAUCGCGUUUUGAGCACUGUAACUUGAUUAGAUUUACCUACUUUUUAAUGGAUGUGGCUGUGUCUUACAUUUACUAGCCAAGAAAUCUUUCUCUCCCGACACUCUCCUAUGCUUCCUCUAUGAAUCUUGUGGAAAUCUUGGACUGUACGGAGCGAUUCUGGUUCACUAAUCGAAGGUCGAUAGCGAGUACAUUUUCUUAGGGCCAAGUGGGAACAAAUUUCUGCCAAUUGAAUGGAUGAGAAAAGGACUGGAAAAAACGAAAGCUGACCUGAACGCAAAAUUACGGAUGGCUUAACCCAUUUAACGUCAGCCCCGCGGAGAGCAAGAGCGAACGAGGCUGGCAGAAGAAGGGAGGAAAAGAAGGUACACACGCCAUUUCUACAAAGCCAUUCGGUUAUUUUCCUACCGCGCGGGGAGAAUCCUCCAAAUUCUCAAGCCAUGUGCUGUACAUGUGUGUACAUGUACAUUGUACGCAGCGUACAUAUCUGGUCAGAAACCGGCAAGCCCAAUGAAAUACGUAUUACCGGCGUUCUAGACUUCUGAUGUCGGUUUUACUUCGUACUUUUGGUUCCUUUCGCCAUGAACUAUGUCCCCUUCGUAUUAUCGGUCUUAAGGAUAGGAAGCCUUGUCAUAGGUGCUCAUGUUGAAGCUUCGAACGCGUUAUAUCCGUUGGACGGAACUAUUGAACAGUUGGGCCUACAACGGUUUUUCACAGAUAUAUCAGAGCUGGAAUUAGCGAGGACUUCGCUAAACACACGUUGUGAGAAAGCCUGCGACAUCCUCUCUACCGUGCUCCCGUCAGAAGUGCAGUUCCCUGGCACUGAUGAUUACGUUUCCAAUAAGAGAAGCUAUUGGGCAGAGCAACAGGCUGCCUUAUCACCAAACUGCUUUGUUGCAGUAACGGAAUCCCUUUCCGUGUCAAUAUCUGUCGCUAUCUCUCGGAAGACGCAGUGUCCAUUUAGUGUUCGAAGUGGUGGCCACUCGGAUGUUCCCGGUGCAUCCAAUAUUGAAAAUGGCAUAACUAUUGAUCUCCGACCUCUUCGUGAGAUAGUCGUGUCUAAUGAUAAACGAACAACAUCCGUCGGUGCUGGUGCGAGCUGGGGGGAGGUCUACACCAAGCUAGAUCAAUUGGAUCUUAUUGUUGUGGGUGGACGGGUAUCUCCCAUCGGAGUUGGAGGGCUAUCUCUUGGAGGCGGUAUAUCCUUUUUCUCUGGGCGGGAGGGGCUCGCUUGCGAUAAUGUUGUCAACUAUCAUGUCGUCAUGGCAGACGCGCGAUUGCAAAAUGUCAACCAGACGUCUCAUCCAGAUCUCUAUCUCGCUUUGAGAGGCGGCGGCAACAACUUUGGCAUCGUUGUCCGCUUCGACCUUGACACCUACCCCCAGGGAGAAAUGUGGAGCACUAUACGAUCGUACGGGCUUGAUGCCAAAGAAUUCAUUACUGAAGGCUUAGCCGUGUUUAACGAGCAUGCCAGUAAUGACCCAAGUUUGUCGAUAAUAACAAGCUUCUCAAACGUCCAAGGCCAAUGGAUAAGCGGCCUCAUUGCUCAUUAUGCGAACGCAGUACCCGAUCCAGAUAUCUUUACAUCCAGCUUCGAAAAUCUCACAAACGUUAACCCUAUUCAUCAAACUACCCAAAUUUCACGCCUCGCCAAUCUCACCAAAGAUUUCUCUUCCUAUAAUCCGCCACUAGGGUACCGCAACCAGUUUACAACCGCAACGUACAGGAACAGUGUCGAGCUGCAGAACAGAAUUGUUGAAGUAGUUAUAUCAGAGACGGAUAAGAUCAGGGACAAAAUCAGCAACCUUGAUGGGUUCGUCUCAGCCGUUAACUUUCAAGCUAUAACUUUGCCAAUGAUAUCCAAAUUCUCAAAAAGGGGUGGGAAUAUUCUUGGCGUCAAUCCACACCGCGGACCGCUUCUGCUUGUUCUGUUUAACUUUUCCUGGGCCAGCCGUGCCGAUGACUACCUCGUUAUCCCAACUAGCGAAUCGAUUUUAUCUCGAUCCAACGCCCUCGCGACAGAGCUUGACCUUCAAGAUGGUUUCAUCUAUAUGAACUACGCAGGGCCUACCCAGUCGCCACUUGCAAGUUAUGGCGAGGAGAGUUUGCGGCAGCUGAGGAGCGUACAGGCGAAGUAUGAUCCUGAUCUAGUGUUUGAAAAGUUGCAGCCUGGUGGUUUUAAGUUAAGCGCCGAGGCAUAGUUAGGUUGUUAGUUUUAUUCAUUGCAAAAACACAGCCGGUGACACAGUGAUAUUACUCUUUAUACGGAGGAAUGGAUGGGGAUUUGAUUAAGUCUGCGAUGAGUGAUAUAUUUAAAUAGGGGAUUGAGUAUUGCUUAGAUGUACUGCGCAAGGUGUUGCUAAGUGUUAAAUAGGAUGAGGAGAUCAUGGUCAAAGAAUGACUCCCAGAAGGACCCACUUCCAACGCCCAAAGAUAGCGUCAAAAAAAUUAAAAUAAAAAAAAAAAAAAA
This is a messenger RNA of Blastomyces dermatitidis ER-3, 2620 nucleotides long. Its product is annotated as oxidoreductase. Bases 732 to 2351 code for a protein of 539 amino acids. Gene Ontology annotation, molecular function: FAD binding. NCBI's taxonomy places the organism in Eukaryota, Fungi, Ascomycota, Eurotiomycetes, Onygenales, Ajellomycetaceae. The transcript has 7 exons. The record is from RefSeq and is a predicted model, not a curated record.